GAAUUAGAUUAAAAGGAGCUACGACGUCAUUACGCUAGGGGUUGGUAAAAAGUGGAGUUUUUGCCGUGGGGAAAACUGAACAAGAGAUCCCCCACCUCUUUCCGAUUCUGUGUUUCCCUUCGCCCCCCACCACCGUAAUUUGUAUAAACUGCCAUCUCUCUCUCUCACUCUCUCUCUCUCUCUUCACAAGGCAUUGAUCCCUCCAAAGCUUUCAGAUUUCCCAGAGGUCACAGACCCAUUUUCUAUUCAUAAUGGUUGCCACGGCUUUCCGCCAUCCUGUUGGAGUCAUUCAGCUCCAUGGUUCUGUUGGUGAGACUGGCUCUGCUAGAAAUUGCAGGCAGUCAUCUUUCAGAUUUAUUUCUAAGAAGUUUGCGGUCGAUGUUGGUUUGCUUAGAAAAGAACAUUGUAGCUCUAGACAAUGUAGACUGCAUGUAAUUCGUUCAUCAUCUUCUCAAGCUUCGACAACUGAUCCAAUUUUAUCCACCUCCCACGGUGAAAGUUCUUUGAUCUUAAUUCGUCAUGGUGAAUCUUUGUGGAAUGAGAAGAAUUUGUUCACCGGUUGUGUUGAUGUGCCUUUAACCAAGAAAGGUGUUGAUGAAGCAAUAGAAGCUGGUAAGAGAAUCAGCAACAUCCCUGUAGAUAUGAUUUACACAUCUUCGCUUAUUCGUGCACAGAUGACAGCUAUGCUUGCCAUGACUCAACACCACCGCAAGAAGGUGCCAAUUGUUGUGCACAACGAGAGUAUACAGGCAAAAACAUGGAGUCAAAUUUACAGUGGGGAUACUAAAAAGCAAUCAAUUCCAGUUAUAACUGCUUGGCAAUUAAACGAAAGAAUGUAUGGUGAAUUACAGGGUCUUAAUAAGCUGGAGACAGCUGAAAGAUAUGGAAAAGAGCAAGUGCAUGAGUGGCGUCGGAGUUUUGAUAUUCCUCCCCCCAGUGGUGAGAGUUUGGAAAUGUGUUCUCAAAGAGCUGUAGCCUAUUUUAAAGAACAGAUUGAACCACAACUACAAUCUGGAAAGAACGUUCUGGUUGCUGCCCACGGAAAUUCAUUGAGGUCUAUUAUUAUGUAUCUCGAGAGAUUAACUUCUCAAGAGGUUAUUAGCUUAGAGUUAUCAACCGGAGUACCACUGCUCUAUAUUUUUAAGGAGGGAGAGUUUAUGAGGAGAGGAAGCCCAGUUGGACCUACAGAACCUGGUGUUUAUGCUUAUACUAAGACAAAUGGAGGGUGUGCAGGAGGGGAAAAAUCGGUUGCAGAAGGCAUUUCAGCAAGACAAAGGGAACAAUCAACUAAAUGGGUUUUUUUUUGAGUCUGGGACAGAUCCAGGAAGUCUGAGGGGACGACCUAUUUUUAGUUGUUCGGGCUUUUCCAGAGUUUAUUUGUAAGUUGCAGAUCUGCGGUCACUAACUAAAUGCAAGACAUUGUUGUAGUGCACAGGCCUAACGUUGAAAGACUUGAGAAAAGCAAGAAAAACACUAGAUCAUAUGUAUACCGUUGAAGCUUGAAACUUAUAUGUUCGAAUGUGGGCGUGUAGAAAGGGUAACAAAGGACAUGGUAUGGUAUUGCUGCUAUUUCUUAGUUUAAAUUACACUAAACUAUCUCAACUAUGGAUUGCACCACAAUUUCAUACCUCAUGUUUUAAACAUUGCAAUAUCAUUACGUCUCUCUCUUCUCCGACGAAACCCAACGUCUCUCGUUAUCUCAUCUUCCAAUAUAUAUCUCCUCGUGUUCCCACCGCCUCCCUCUUAAAAAAUCCAAAGUUGCCGCCGGCUUACCCGAAAUGCGCGGCCAUCCCCUGUGACCAACUCAAAGUCGCCUUCCAGGCCGUCAAGCUCUAUAUCGCCGAUCGAGUAUUUAUUCGAUCGAACAUUCCCUCAAGCAUGGAGCCGGAGCUCAGCAGUUUGACGAACCUUGAGGAAUGGCUGGGGCUCCACGGUGCCGUUUUGGAGGGAAGGCGAAAAUAUUGGGGAGAUCGACCUCCUCCCUGGGCGCUUGGAAGGUCUGUGGUUGAUGACCAUGGUAGAGAGAGACUAGUAGAGGCCGAUGAGUGCACGGCGUGGAGGGCAGGUGGUGAGUGCCGAGACAGAGUAAAAGUCGAGAUCAUGCUCUUGAAAAUGGCGGAUCCUCAUCAAAUUGAUACAGCUCUCAUAGUCUUCCUCCUCGCACACAUUGCCUGCAAUUCUCUCUCCUCACAUCGCCGAACGGAUUUCUGUGAAAUUUUAUAAUUUUUUGGCUUCUGGCUUGUGCUUUUGGUGUGGAUUUGUAAUUGAAUUUAUUGGUUUUUUUUUUGGUGUGGAUUUGUUAUGGAAUGUAUUGGUUUUGAAGGCAGAUCUGGGUUUGUAUGUAAUGUGCUCUAAAAUUUUGAUGAAUUUUGCAA
Messenger RNA from Malus domestica (apple), 2375 nucleotides. The record is from RefSeq and is a predicted model, not a curated record. Lineage: Eukaryota; Viridiplantae; Streptophyta; Magnoliopsida; Rosales; Rosaceae.